AACUCAAAUGGCGGGUAGCAGGAGACAGACGCGUUUAGAUGACGAUUACAAUAUGACGUCUGCUGGAUUGACAGGGCGAUGUCGUCUCUGUUUACCAUCCAGUAGCUGAUGGGAUGAACAACAUCUGGAAGGACAACCGAGCGACUUAUUCCACCCAACAAUAAACCCAGAAUUGAAACAUGGAGAGCCAGCCGUCCGUCUUGAGGGAAUUCUGCCCACUCCAGCACCUGCUGAACGCCAUCCCGGCCAAAGUUCAGCGCGGUUUCCGCUCGGUGGUGGUCUACCUGACGGCAGUGGACAGCAGCCGCGACUUUGUGGCGGUGGGAAGCAGCAUCGGCAUGUUGUACCUCUACUGCCGCCGCCUGGCGCACAUGAACAAGUACAGCCUGGAGGGAAAGUGCGACGCCAUCACCUCGGUGAAGCUGCUGAGCUGCUUUGACGAUCUGGUAGCGGCGGGAACGGCGUCGGGCCGAGUGGCCAUCUUCCAGCUGGUGUCACCGUUGCCGGGUCGCAACAAGCAGCUGCGGCGCUUCGAUGUGGUGGGCCUCCACAAAGGCACGGUCACGUCUUUGUCGUGGAGCGCCAACGGCAUGAAGCUUUUCUCCGGGGACGACAAGGGCCGCGUGGUCUUCUCCACUCUGGACCUCGAUCAGGGUACCUGCACGCCGGUGCUGCUCUUGGAGGAAACCUGCGGCGUCGUGCAGCUGGACUACAGUCACCAAGUUCUGCUGGUGUCCACGCAGCAACGCUCGCUGCUGUACUGCACGCACACGCAGCGGCUCCAGCAGCUUGGGGCCAAACCCAGGAAGAGUAGCGGCAGGUUCGGGGCCUGCUUCCUGCCGGCUCUUUGCAAGUCGAGCGACCUUCAAGCCUUUGCGGCCCGACCGGGACUCCGACUGUGGAGGUCCGACGUCUCGGGGCACGUGGUGGACACCGGACUGCUCAAAGACGUCUUCAACGCUUCGAUUCCCCACUUUGAGAUCUUGGCCCGUCCCUGCCCGGUCGGGGCCUACCGUCCGCCCGAGCGUCAGCUGGGUCUGCUCAGCUGCUUCCUCAAGGAGGGUUGGAUCCUCAGCUGGAACGAAUACAGCGUCUACGUGGUGGACUACGUCAAGCAGGUGCUGGUGGGCGCCUUGGAGAGCGGCGGGGACAUCGUGUCGCUGUCCUGCUGCGACAACGAGAUCUUCAUCCUGAAGGGAGACCGAGACCUCAUCCGACUGUCGGACGCUCCGGAGGGCGUCCCCCGUUCGCCGUCUCGCCACCCCGUACGUCUUUCUUCGCCGUUGACGCCGCAAGGCGGCGGCGUCGCGCCGACGGGUUGGGUGGAGGUGGCUCAGCCCAUCCGGACCAUGGCCAUCAUCGUGGAAGGCGGAUCCGGCGAGGGGGGCGGGAGUCACGCCGAGGCGGGGCGAGAGGAAGAGGAGGAAGCCGAGGAGGCGCGGGAGAAGGACGAGGACGGCAGCGUCCCGAGCGUGCGCUCGCAUAGCCGCAGCAGCUCCGUCACCUCCUGGGACAGUCUCCGCGGGAACUCCUCCGGCGACGCCGGCUCCCGCCGCUACAGCGCCCCCCUGGGGCAGGAGGAGGUGUGGCAGGAGCUGGUGGUGAAAGCCGUCAAGGUGAAGAAGAAAAAGAGGCAGCGACGAGACGGCGGCAGUGGGAAUCGUCUCUCUGAGAGCAGCUGCUCGGAGUCCAAGUUUGUCGUCCAGGACGGCGGCAGCAGCGAUGGCGGCAGCGGAGCGUCCCUCCUGGGGAGUUCGGAACUUCCGAAACGGGACUCUCCAACGGAGAUCGCGGACACGAGUGCCAAGGAGGAUGAAGCUCAGCGGGAGGAUUCCAGCCCGGCCCCUCGGGCUCCGGAGGAGGAGGCGGGGCCCCUCACCCCGAAUGUGGACGUGCUGCUGGAGUGCGCCUUCUCCUACGUGCGGCGUGACGGGUGCGAGCGCAAUCCAACGGACCGGCGGGACCAGCGCUUCCUCGGUCCUGUGACGCAAGCGGAGGCGGACGAGGAGGACGAUUCGGCGCCACCUGCCGGUGCGACGGACCAGCCCGUGAAUUCUGGACUCCGCGGCGAGAAGCCCAGCGUGUCCAGCGAUGACGACGAGAGCGACAUCUACCGCCACGGUCUUCCGCAUGCGGACGUCACCGAGGUGGAACGCGGCAGCGCGGGGGGGAGUCAAGCGGCUGAUGGAGCGUCGCAACGGGACGCUCGGGAUGGACCUGGACGCAAAGCUGAGCAGUUGGCCGAAUGCUGGAUGGGGUACUCUGGACCGGGAUGUGGAAUACUGAGCCUUCAUGUGACUGACAGAUACGUGUGGUGUUUGGACUUCAAAGGCGGACUCUACUGCAGCCUUCUGCCGGACAGCGGCCUUCAGUGGCAGCGCUUUGAGGACAACGUCCACCAGGUGGCGCUCUCCCCUUCCGGUCACCUGCUGUGGAAGGUGGAGCAGCGUAGCAUGACGGCGUACGCCUGCGCCAAAGUGGCGGCGCGCGGCGAGCGUCACUGGUACAAGGCGGCCACGCAGACGGCGUACGUGGCGCUCGGCGAUGACUCGGCCUGGAUCAUCAGAACCAACGGAGACCUGUACCUGCAGACGGGCUUGAGCGCGGAGCGUCCGUGCGCCCGUUCUGUCAAGGUGGACACGCCCUGCGUGUUCAGUCAGGUGUGCGUGCGCGGGGGCGUGGUGUGGGCGCUGAGCGAGCACAACGCUUUGUUCUACAGGGAAGGACUGGACGGCUUCUGCAGCCUCGGAGACGCCUGGAAGUACGACACCGUCAGCGAGGCUCAGGGCGUGGAGCUCAUGUGCGUCGCGCUGGGCGACGGCGGCACCGCUUGGGCGCUGGACGUCGGUGGCAGGCUCUUCUUCAGGACGGGAGUCUCCUCGCGACGACCGCAGGGGCACGACGACCACUGGUGGCAGGUCAGCAUUUCCGACUAUGUGGUCUUCGAUCAAGGCAGCUUGGUCCAGACGCUCCUGAGCGCCACGCAAAGCGUCGCCACGGUAACGAGGGCACCGGUGGAGCGGGUGGUGGCCUUCCUGUCUCAGUACUCUCAGCGCCAGCCCAGCCUGGUGGGCGCCAACGCGGGCGGCGUGUGGGUGGCGUCCGGACGCAACCGGCUGCACUUGGCCCGCGGCGGCCUGGUGGGAACCUUCUGGCAAAACCUGGUACCCAGAGGGACCGUGGCGGCCACCAGGUGGAGCUCCGUCACCUCUUCGGCCGUGCCCCACAAGGAAGGUGCCUUCCUGUGGUUGGCCCAGAGCAAGAAGGAUCUGUUCUGCGUCUGGGAUCAGGACGGAGAACUUCGGCCGUCCACGGUCACACUGCCGCCGGAGGCGGAGCUGACGCAGCUGUCGGCUUGCCGCGACGCCCUUUGGGGACUGGACGCCCACGGCCGGGUGUUCAUUCGCACCCUGUCCUCCCCCUGCCCCGCCGGUCUCCACUGGACGUCGCUGGACCUCGGUCAGCUCGGAAGUGUACGUUUGGUGAGCAUCAGCUGCGGCAGCCAGAACGUUUGGGCUCUCGACAGUCGCGGACUGGUCUACUUCCGGGUUGGAACCCAACCGCUCAACCCCAACAUGAUGCUUCCCGCUUGGAUCCACAUCGAACCGCCUGAGCAGCCUGUCGGAGUCCAGCUGGUCAGUAUUGAGACGAGUCCAAACGAUUGUCAUCUGUGGGCGCUGGACAACAGAGGCGCCGUUUUUGUCAGGACGGGACUCAGCAACGAGAUGCCCGUUGGGACGAAUUGGGACCCGGUACCAGGUCUGAGCGUCAGUCAGCUGGUUCUCAGUCGUCGGACGGUCUGGGUCCGAUGCGUCAAUGGAGACUUGGCUCGACGUUACGGCGUCUCCGAUAGAAACCCGGCUGGGGACUACUGGAAGAAGAUCCCGGGAAACGCCAACUGGUUGACCGUCACUCCAGACGACGACUUGUGGGCGGUGACCGCCAUGGGCGGACUGGCCCGUCGCAUGACAAAACUCCUCCCGCCAACACCCCGCCGCCCCGCCCCCCCUUCCGGAACAAACGGCGGCGGCGGUGACGAUGUUGACGACGAGUGGGAACUCCUCUGACGCCCUUCUGUGUGGACUUGUGUAAGAUAGCUGCAACAUUGUUUUUUUUUUUCAAUGCUUUCUCAUGAACUGGCGGCUGACAUCACUUCCUGGCAAACGUGUGAAAGUCUUUCUCGCGACAACGACGCCCUUGAAGGCCAAGAGAGACAAACUGGUUCAGACGGCGAGCACGCCUUAAUGUACUUGAGUGCACUCGGUAUGUACUGGUUUCAUAUUCAAAUCACAAUCUGAUGGACUGGUCACCAGUGGAUCGAUGGACUCAAGUGAGAGCUCGUGCUAGUGCCUCGAGGAAUUCUUGGAGGAAGGGGGGAAUUUCCCAGCUUGGGGCGCCCCUUGUGAUCAACCACAGACAGAGACCUCAACAGACUGACCCGGACACCAAUCGAUUGAUGGACCCAAGUGAACUUUUGGGCCGCCGAGCCCGAAAACUUCCGACGGUGCAUGUCCACAGACUUCAACAAACUGGACUGACCUCGGAUCGCUUUUCACCCGGGCUAUUCACUCGAUGGACUCAAAUGAACACGAGUGGCUCCGGUUUGAACUCUUGGGAGAACAAGGGAAGAUUGCACCGAAGGAAGUCCCUCAUGGACACAACGGCCACACUCCGACGGACUUGGGCGGACUCCGGACGCUGCCGGACAAGAUGCGCGCUUGGCAGCUUCGGCCAACUGACUGGUUUGACCUCGAUGCACUCUGCUAGAUUUUGGUGGACUCACCUGGAUUUACUCGCAUGCCCCGAAAAACUCUUGAAUUUUUGUGCCGUUGGGUGCAACAACAAACCCCAACACUACUGUAUCCUCUGACUGCAACGCACUUGACUAACCGUCCUGUAGCAAACGUUAACGGAUUCUGGCUGCCUUUGCGUCUUGGAAUGAGCUGCACUUUACUGGACGCUUUCAGUCCUGGGUCGGACUCGGAUAUGAGACGAUGGGUUGGAAAGUCACCCUUGGACGUAUUGAACACACUUGACCGGACUCUUAGAAUUAGCUGCACUUUAGCGCACUGUGAACAUUUUAGCUUGCGGCUAUCGGAGCGAGAAGUGAUGUCGUCCUCCAGCGUGCCGAUUGGUCGCAAACUCACCCGUGAACGUAUUAAAACACAAAGCUGCCGAACGCAUCGUCAGUGAGAGUCUUGCACUUUAUUACAAAAUCCAACACAAAAAUGUACACAGGGUCACGAAGUUCUUCCGUCAUCAGAAGCACUAGCAUGUUUCACUCUCUUUCCAGGCUAAGGGAAAGUCCAAUGUCAGUUUGCUGUGCGGUCGCAGGAACGCGGGCAAGCGGCUCAUUUGGCACGGGACCGACUGGGCUAAGGUCCUCAGAGCCUGGAGCAGAAGCGGCGGCGGCGCCCGACCGCUCAACCAGCCAAACACGUCUCGUCCCAAGAGGCUUUGCCAGCGCUGCGGUUCGUCCAGCAGGCGGCGCGGCGCCGCGGA
Messenger RNA from Hippocampus zosterae (dwarf seahorse), 5502 nucleotides. RefSeq names its product tectonin beta-propeller repeat containing 2 (gene tecpr2). The record is from RefSeq and is a predicted model, not a curated record. Lineage: Eukaryota; Metazoa; Chordata; Actinopteri; Syngnathiformes; Syngnathidae. The coding region runs from base 180 to 4067 and encodes 1295 amino acids. Gene Ontology annotation, molecular function: protein binding. The transcript is spliced from 26 exons.